This is a messenger RNA of Limulus polyphemus (Atlantic horseshoe crab), 444 nucleotides long. RefSeq lists its product as uncharacterized. NCBI's taxonomy places the organism in Eukaryota, Metazoa, Arthropoda, Merostomata, Xiphosura, Limulidae. The record is from RefSeq and is a predicted model, not a curated record. Bases 1 to 444 code for a protein of 147 amino acids. The transcript has a single exon.
AUGUUACCAUUGUCAGAGAAUUUAAUAGUAACAGCACUGAUAGAUUUUAGGUACUUGGGAAAUACAAUCCAGAGUGAAGGAGGAAGUGAAAAAACUGUGAGAGAUAGAAUGCAGGCGGGUUGGGAGGGGGAAUACAAUGAAGUGGCCAAGGUCACCUGUCACAAAAAUUUACCAAAGGCUCUGAAAGCCAAAGUGUAUAAGACCGUAACUACACCGGUGCUAUUUUGCGGAGCCUUGACCUGGAUCUUGAAGAAGAAAGGAGAAGGCUUGUUGAUAAGAACAGAAAUGAGGAUGCUGAGAUGGCUUAUGGGAGUGUCUCUGAAAGAGAAGAGAACGAAUAAGGAAGUUAAUGAAAUGGGAGGAGUCUGUAAAAUCGAGGAAAAGGCAAGAGAAGCAAGACUAAGGUGGUGUGACAUGAAGAGAAGAGUAGAAAACAAGCAAUAA